AUGGAGUCAACAACAUUAAAAUAUGUAUGGUUGGAUUGCGACCCAGGACAUGAUGAUGCUUUUGCCAUUAUGAUGGCUGGUCAUUCAAAGUCAUUAAAAUUACUUGGUAUUUCAACUGUAGUUGGUAAUCAAACAGUCGAAAAGACAACAAUAAAUGCUCUAAAGGUAUGUGCAAUCUCUGGUUUAUCAGAUGUCGAAGUUGUCAAGGGUGCUGCAAAUCCUUUGAUGAGACCAUCCAUGGUAUGUCCAGAGAUACAUGGUGACUCUGGUUUGGAUUCAUCAGUAGUAUGGUCUGUCGAUACCAAGUCACCACUUGAAAAGAAUGCAAUCGUUCAUAUGUACGAUACAAUAAGAUCGACUUUUCUAGAGACAGGCAAGCUGACUACCAUCAUAGCAACUGCAGCACUCACAAAUGUAGCAUUACUAUUCUCUGUGUUUCCAGAUGUAAAGUCCAUGGUAGAGAGUGUUACACUCUUAGGUGGUGCGAUGACCGUUGGUAACAUGACACCCGUAGCCGAGUUUAACAUCUUGGUUGAUCCAGAGGCUGCCAAAAUAGUGUACGAUAGUGGAGUAAAGAUAUUCAUGGUACCACUCGAAGUUAGUCACAAAGCACUUAUCACCAAACAAAUAUUAGAAAGAAUUCAAUCACUCGACAACUCUUAUUUUAUCACAUUAUCAAUUGAACUAUUAAAGUUCUUUACGCAACAAUAUAUGAAUCUUUUUGGUAUGGAGAGUCCACCACUACAUGAUCCAUUAGCAGUUGCAGCUGUUAUAAAUCCAAGUAUGUUCACAACUAGAUUACUUCGUGUUGACAUUGAAUGUAAAUCUGAUCUUUGUGCUGGUCAAACUGUAUGUGAUGUUUGGAAUUUCUCAAACAAACCAAAGAAUGUUCAUGUCGCAACCGAUGUCGAUUUACCUGCAUUCUAUGAUAUGUUGAUCGAUUCCAUCGAUAAAAGUAAUAAGCAAAGUUGCUUAAAUAAAAAAUAA
This is a messenger RNA of Heterostelium album PN500, 987 nucleotides long. RefSeq names its product nucleoside hydrolase (gene iunH). NCBI's taxonomy places the organism in Eukaryota, Evosea, Eumycetozoa, Acytosteliales, Acytosteliaceae. Gene Ontology annotation, cellular component: cytosol. The transcript has 3 exons. Gene Ontology annotation, biological process: purine nucleoside catabolic process. Bases 1 to 987 code for a protein of 328 amino acids. Gene Ontology annotation, molecular function: purine nucleosidase activity. The record is from RefSeq and is a predicted model, not a curated record.